Emiliania huxleyi CCMP1516 is the source of this 2361-nucleotide messenger RNA. RefSeq lists its product as hypothetical. Bases 1 to 2361 code for a protein of 786 amino acids. The transcript is spliced from 8 exons. The record is from RefSeq and is a predicted model, not a curated record. Lineage: Eukaryota; Haptophyta; Isochrysidales; Noelaerhabdaceae.
AUGCUGGCCGUCGCCACGCUCAGCAGCACGCUCAGCAGCGUUCUGGCCGUCACCACGCCUCCCCGGCUCGUCGUCGGGCUCAACAAGUACUCGCACGACGCCGCAGCCACGGUGCUCGACGCAAACAGCGGCCGCGUCCGCUACUCGGCGGCACGGGAGCGGCUCACCCGCAAGAAGCACGACGGCGGCGGCUGCGGUGCCCUCGUGGCGGCCGGCGUCGCCAGCGCGGGUGGAACGCUAUGCGACGUAGCCGCCGUCGUCGCCAACAACCAUCAUGCGCCCAUCGCGCCGCUCGAACGCCGGCUCGCCGCGUGGGCGGAGAGCUCGAACGCCGGCGAUGAGAUGAUUAGCCGGCUCGACGUCGCGAACCUGCUGCCGGAGGUGCCGCGCCGCAUCGAGAUCUCGCACCAUCUCGCGCACGCUGCGGCCGCGUCGGCGACCGCGCCUUUUGACUCCGGCCUCGUCGUUGUCAUGGACGGGAUGGGUGAGCGGCGAAGCGACCUGGUCGGCCGGGCGGCCGGCGCGGCGCCGCUGGACAGGGUGGACUACUCUGCGGCCGAGUGGCCCGAGUACGUGAGCGACGCGCUGCUGCCUGGCUACGACACGUGCGUGCAGGCCGGCGUACCUCUUCGAGACGGUGGCGGCGAGGGGCGGGAGGAGGCGGCCGCGGCUGCAGAGAGGGAGAGGCACCGCGUGCUGCGGCCCGUGUACAAGCGGUGGGCCGCCGAGACGUCCCAGCUCGGCUUCUCCGACUGGUACCACGACUUCGACGGGCUCGGCGCCGCCUCUUGCCCCACGUGGCGCCGCUCCGAGGCGAGCCGACCGUCCCGGAGCCUGCUCCGAGCGCGCGAGCUGAAGGCGGUGCCCACUCUCUGCUCCGGCCGGCUGCUCCGCGACGACAACACGCCGGGCGACUUCGCUGUCCGCUCGGCCGAGCUGGAGAAGUACCUCUCGGGCCCGGCUCAGCGGGGUGCGGGCCCAGCCUGGUCUGACCCGCGGCGGCGAGCGGCGGCGGCGGCGCUGUCCGCGGCUGUGCAGCGCGACCUCGAGGCGUGCGCGACCGACUUCCUCGCCACGCUUCGGAGCAUCCACGCGCCGUGCGGCGAGCGGCUCGCCAUCGCGGGCGGCGUCGGCUUGAACUCGGUCUUGAACGGCAUCACGGCGGCCGAGGGCCGUAGGGGAGUGUCUCGUCGCUGCGAGGGCGGGGGCGGCGUCUCUUCACGCCAACGAGCUGUGAACACAGGCGGAUUCGACGACGUUUGGGUCCCGUCGGCGCCUGGAGACGACGGGAUCGCCCUCGGGUGCGCCGCGUUUGGCGCAGCGCUCCUCGACGGCGCAUACGGGAGUGAGGCGGCGGCGGGGGCGGCGGCGGCGGGGGCGGCGGCGGCGGCUGCGGCGGAGGCGGAGGCGGCGGAGGCGGAGGCGGAGGCGGAGGCGGAGGCGGAGGCGGAGGCGGCAGAGGCGAGGGCGGCAGAGGUGGGGGCCAGAGCGGCGCCGUCGCCCUACGGCGGCACCGCGCACCCGCCGGGUGCUGUCGAGGCGGCGCUCGAGGAGUACGCUGGCUUCGUGGAGGCGGAGUGGCUGACCGAGGCGGCCGCCAUCGAGCGGACCGCCGCCUCGCUCGCCGCGGGCGAGAUACUGGCCUUGUGGGCGAGCGGCGGCGCCGAGUACGGCCCGCGCGCCCUCGGCCGGCGCUCGAUCGUCGCCGACCCGCGAAACGCCGCCGCAGUCGACCGACUCAACCGGCUGGUCAAGAAGCGGGAGCCCUUCCGGCCGUUUGCGCCGUCGGUGGGCGGCGAGGCGGACCCGCGCUGGCGCGCGCUGAUCGCCGCCUUCUUCGCUCUCACCGGCGUGCCGCUGGUGCUCAACACGUCCUUCAACACGCGCCCGGCGGAGCCCAUCGUAGAAGGGCCCGCCAACGCGCUCGCCGCCUUCCUACACGUGGCGUCCGAGGCGAGCGGGGGCGAGGCGGUGAGCGGCGGCGAGGCGGCCAGCGGUGCCGGCGGCAGCGCGCAGGGAGGUGCAGAAGAGGGUGCGGAGGAGGAGAGUGCGGAGGAGGGCGGCAUCGACCGGCUGCUGCUGCUGCUUGGCGAUGGGCGGGCGGCUCUCGCGCGGCUCGGCGGGCUGCGCGCGACGCGGCGGCCGGGCGUGCGCCGUUUCGUCUCGAGGAUUGGCGCGCGCGAGUCGGGCGAGACGACCGCGGCGUGGGUCGAGCUGGGCGACGAGCUCGAGCUUGCGGCGCUCGAGCUGUCCGACGGCGCGGAGGUGGCCGACAUCGCCCAGGCACUCGACGCGCCGCCCGACGAGGUGGCCGCCGCGCUGCGCUCGCUGUGGAAGCGGCGCUUCGUCGCACUGGAGUGA